AUGGAGCCCGCCGUGGCCCCGCUCCAGGCGCGCGUGGCGGAGCUGGAGAGCGCCAACGCCUACCUGGAGCAGUGCCUGGGCAACGUGGUGCAUGUCUCCCAGGGCGCGGUGCAGCUGCAGCGCGACUUUGACGAGGCCCUGGCCCUGGCGCAGGCGGCGGAGGAGCGCAGGGCGCGGGUGCAGGCCGAGGCAGACGCCCUCAAGGGCCGGCUGGCAGCCGAGGCCACCGCGCGCGCGGCGGUGCAGCUGGAGGUCAACGCGGCGUGCGCCGAGAUCGAGCAGCGGCGGCGGGAGGACGCGGCGCGGCGAGCGGCGGAGCGGGAGGCGCGGCUCGCGGCGGAGCGGCGGGAGGCCGAGGAGGCGGCGGAGCGGCAGUGGGUCAAGGAGGCGCUGCUGGCGGCGGAGGAGGAGCGGCGGCAGCUGUCAGACGCUUUGCUGGCGGCCCAGGCCGCCGGGGAGGCGCAGCAGCAGCAGCUCUCAGACCUGCAGCAGCGGCUUGCCGCCUUGACAGCUGGGCAUGUGGGUGCAGGAGCACUGCAGCAGCCGCAUGAACGGGGACAGGAGCAGGGGCAGGGGCCGGGGCAGGGGCAGGGGCAGGGCGGGGAGCAGGAGCUGCUGCAGCAACCGCAGCAGCAGCAAGGAGUGCAGCAUCAACAGUCAAGCGCAGUGCAGCAGGUGGCAGCUGCCCUGGCGGCGGCGCGCUCCGGGCGCUGCACGCAGGAGCAGAUGCAGUUGCUGCAGCAGUUGUGUAACCUGCAACAGCUAGCGUCAAGGUCUCAAGGCGCCGCUGACGCUGAUGGCACCCAGCAGCAGCAGCAGCAGAAGCAGCAGCAGGAACAGCAGCAGCAGCAGCAACAGCAGCAGCAGCAGCAGCAGCAGCAACAGCAGCAGCAGCAGCAGCAGCAACAGCAGCAGCAGCAGCAACAGCAACAGCAACAGCAGCAGAUGCUGGCCAAGGCCUGCAGCGCGCGCGACGAGGUGCAGCGGCAGCUGGCGGCCGUCCUCCAGGCUGUUUCGGCCGACAGGCGCAAGUGGGAGGAGGCGCUGAACGCCGUGGCGUCAUCGCGUGCCGCGCUGCUGCGCGAGUUGCAGCUCGAGCAGGGCAAGCGCCAGCAGCUGAACGAAAACCUGCUGAAGGUGGCCGGCCACGCGGCGCAGCAGGUAAAGCAGCUGCAGCAGCUGCAGCAGCGGCAGCGCGAGCUCGAGCAGGAGGACGCGGCGCUGAACGCGCAGUGCGAUGCGCUCACGCGGCAGCUGCAGGCGGCGCAGCAGGCGGCGGCGGGGGCUCAGGGGGAGCUGGCGGCCGCGCGGCGCGACGCAGAGGAGCGCGCGGGCGAGCUGCUUGCCGAGCAGCGCGCAGCGGCCGCGCUGCGCGAGCAGCUGGCGGUGCUGGGUACGCGGCUCGAGCGCGCCGAGGCGCCCCACGGGCCGCUGCGCGGGGUGCAGGCGCAGGUCGCACAGGUGCUCGCUGACUUGCGGGCGGCACAGGCAGCGAACGCGGCGCUUCAACAGCAGCUCGGCGAGGCGCGCGAGCAGUUUGCGGCCGCGCAGGCACAGCAGUUUGCGGCCGCUGCGCCGCCGCCGGCGAGCGCUGCUGUUGAAGCGGAGCGCUCUGACGUGCCGCUGCUGCAGCGCGCGUUGGAGGAGGCAAAGCACGGGUUGGAGGAGGCCAAGGCGGCAAACGCGGCGCUGCAGCAGCAGCUGGCAGGAGCUUUGGAGGCGUUUGCGGCUACGCAGGGGCAGGGGCCGGCGCAGCAGGCUGGUGCGACUGUGCUGCCGGCGGAGAUGGAGCGUCUGCAGCUGGUGGCGCGGGAGGCCAAGGCCGGCGCAGCGGCUCUGCAGCAGCAGCUGGACGAAGAGAGGCGGCUGCGCGCAGCUGCGGACGAGCAGCUCGCGCAGGCCGCGGCGCUGCAGCAGCAGCUUGAGGAAGAGCGGGCGGCGCGCAUCGCAGCGGAGGAGAGAUUAUUGCAGGCUGCAGCGCUGCAGCAACAGUUGGACGAGGAGAGACAGGCGCGCCAAGCGGCUGAGGAGCGGUUGCAGCAGGCAGCAGCGGCUCAGCAAGCUGCAUCCGCCGCUGCGGCGGCCGCAGCGGCGGCGGCCGGGCCCCGGCUCCGACUGGAGGCUGCACCAGCCACAGAGGAGGCUGCCCAUGGCUAUGACGCCGGGCCGCGGCAGGCGCAGCAGGUGGCGGAGCUGCAGAAACGGCUGGACGAGAAGGCCCGCGAGCUCCAGAGCACCCGCCAACGCCUGGAGAAGGCACACGGCGACCUCCGCACCUCCACCAGCUGGAUGGAGACGGCGCACUCCGAAUCGGAGGACCUGCGGCGCCAGUUGCGGGACGCGCAAGAGGAGAACGCGCGUCUGCGGAGGCGCCGCGGCGCACCAGCGGAGGCGGCGGGCUCGGCGAGCACGGAGGCGGGUGUCGCCGGGGCGCCGGGGGCAGGCGUGAAGCGGCGGCUCUCGACACCCGAGAGCGAGCGUGACGUGAUAGAGAUCGACUGA
Messenger RNA from Monoraphidium neglectum, 2502 nucleotides. RefSeq lists its product as hypothetical. The record is from RefSeq and is a predicted model, not a curated record. The transcript is spliced from 2 exons. Bases 1 to 2502 code for a protein of 833 amino acids. NCBI's taxonomy places the organism in Eukaryota, Viridiplantae, Chlorophyta, Chlorophyceae, Sphaeropleales, Selenastraceae.